Messenger RNA from Drosophila serrata, 826 nucleotides. It is a transcript of the gene Sgf11, whose product is annotated as SAGA associated factor 11kDa. Gene Ontology annotation, molecular function: transcription coactivator activity. The record is from RefSeq and is a predicted model, not a curated record. Gene Ontology annotation, biological process: positive regulation of DNA-templated transcription; regulation of transcription by RNA polymerase II. NCBI's taxonomy places the organism in Eukaryota, Metazoa, Arthropoda, Insecta, Diptera, Drosophilidae. Gene Ontology annotation, cellular component: DUBm complex; SAGA complex.
AUCGCUGUUAUCGUUGUUUCCCAGAACUAGGUACCGGCGGUAAACAAAUUUUGUAAAGUGUUUAAAGUUAAUCCCAUUGUUUGGCCCAACUAGUAUGUCAGCGAGUGCACCCAACAUGCCGACAACGCAAGGUGCUCAGGGAUCGGGAAAUCAAAAUCCAGCAACUACCAGUACCAUAGUGAACAACUUCCGGGAGCUCAAAGAGCCGAAGAACUUGGACGAAGCGGUCAAUUACUUAUAUCAAACACUUCUCGACGACGCCGUGGCGGGGAUCUUCAUUGAAACACAUCAUUUGCGUAAAACUGGGAAUCUGGCGGCCCUGGACGGAGUGCCAGAAGACUCCACGUACCGCAUCUGCGAGAUGCCCAAUCUAGACAUAUUCGGCAUUUCGACUGCCAAGAAACCGAUGGACUGCACCUGCCCCAACUGUGAUCGUCCGGUGGCCGCUGCCCGCUUCGCUCCGCACCUCGAAAAGUGCAUGGGCAUGGGCCGCAUUUCGUCUCGGAUUGCGUCUCGUCGCCUGGCCACCAAGGAGGGUGCCACCACAGCUCAUCUGCACUCUGGUGGUAAUACCGGUGGAACAGACGACGAGGACGACGUGGACUGGUCGUCGGACAAGCGUAAAAAGAAGUCCACGCAAAACUCACGGAACAAUGGCUCAAAAAAGAACAAUGGCAAAACCUUCUAGUACUUAUGCAUUUGGUUAAUAUACUCCGAAUGGGUGAUCUGCCCUAAACAAGACUUCAAUAAUAAAUCGAGAUUUCCACGACGACUGGCCAAACUACGAGGUCCCUCGACUUGUGGAGGUUGGCAUUGUUGCAUAACA